This is a messenger RNA of Phascolarctos cinereus (koala), 506 nucleotides long. Its product is annotated as fatty acid-binding protein, liver-like. The record is from RefSeq and is a predicted model, not a curated record. NCBI's taxonomy places the organism in Eukaryota, Metazoa, Chordata, Mammalia, Diprotodontia, Phascolarctidae. Gene Ontology annotation, molecular function: lipid binding.
CCAUGCCAGGCGCCUUCUCUCCAAGCCAGUGUUUUGAGAGAACAUCCUUCCACCAUGAACUUCUCAGGAAAGUACCAGCUCCAGUCCCAAGAGAAUUUUGAAGCCUUCUUGAAGGCUGCUGGUCUACCUGAUGACAUCAUACAGAAGAGAAAGGAUACCAGGGGAAUGAUCGAAAUUGUACAAAAUGGAAAUCACUUCAAGUUCAUCGUUAACAACGAUAACCAAAUCCAGGUGAACGAAUUCACCCUGGGGGAGGAGUGUGAGCUGACCACUCCCACUGGAGGAAAGGUCAAGGGUGUAGUGAAUCUAGAAGAAGGUAACAAGCUGGUAACAAUUUUGAAAGCAAUGAAGUCUGUCACUGAACUGAAUGGAGAUAUACUCACCACUACCUUUACCUUGGGUGAUGUUGUCUGCAAGAGAAUCAGUAAGAGAAUUUAGACAUGUCUGCUUUCCAUUUAUUUUUACUGUGUGAAAUUGGUACAAUAAAAUGUGGCUUGUUAAAAAAA